Messenger RNA from Eleginops maclovinus (Patagonian blennie), 3908 nucleotides. RefSeq names its product coiled-coil domain containing 66 (gene ccdc66). Lineage: Eukaryota; Metazoa; Chordata; Actinopteri; Perciformes; Eleginopidae. Gene Ontology annotation, cellular component: cilium; microtubule. The record is from RefSeq and is a predicted model, not a curated record. The transcript has 21 exons. Gene Ontology annotation, biological process: cilium assembly. Bases 148 to 2841 code for a protein of 897 amino acids. Gene Ontology annotation, molecular function: microtubule binding.
CCAGGAACUGUGGUGUGACUGGCAGAGCGGUCAGUCCAGAGCUGGAAAAGAAGCGCUAUUAUUAAAUAAAUUAUUAAAUAUGUCUUAACCGACUGUUUCUGAUGUCAUAACGCUGUUGGUUAACAGUAGAAACUCAUUUCUACCAGCAUGAAUCUCGGAGAUGGCCUGCUGUUUGAACUUGAAAAUGGAAAACCCAAGUUGAUUUUACUCAGUCAUGGUGCUGAGAAGAAUCCAGCAAAGCUGUCAUUCAAACCCAGAGCGGCGGCUAAGAUCCUGAACUCCAGGCAGCUGUCCUGUGUUGAGGAAGUGCACGGAGCGGAGCCUCCAGCCCGGCAGCAGCUGGCGAGGCGCAGAGAAACCAAGAGCAAGGCAGGAGGAGUAGCCGCCUCCUUCAUCUCCAACACCACCACCAUCGGAGGGAGGAACUCCACUCUUGCAUCAUCCAAGACACAUGAGCAUCUCAAAGGGGGCAACGUCAAGGUUGUUGCCAAGGUGAAGUCAGACAGACAUAAGCACAGCACGACUGUUGGCUCCCUGAGAACCAAUGGGAAAACAGCACAGCCUCAGAGGGCUGGUGGGAAGGGGGGACUGAAGGACUCGCAGGCUGGUGGAGACGCAGGACUGAAGGACAGUGUGGUUUGUCUGAGCAGCGAGCAGCUGCAGCACAUCCUCCACACCAUCCACACCUCCAGCACACACCAGUACAUACCAGAGGAUCGCAGCACCCAGGACUCCAAAACUGGAUCCUUAAUGAAUGGAGGAGGAGGAGGUGGGAUGAAGGAGGAAGACAGAGGAGGAGGAGGAGGAGGAGGAACAGGAGGAACAGAUAAUAUGUGUGUGGCAACAUCUGAGGAUAAAGACAACAGGUUGUCUGGAUGUCCGUUCAGCUGGCUGGAGGAGCGACAGUCUCUCAGCAGAGCAACCAUGGACGCCAAGAAGGCUCAGUGGAGGAGAGAACUAGAUGAGCAAGUGGCUCUGAAGCAGCAGCAGCAGAGUUCAGCUCCUGGCAGACUGCAGGCAGAGGAUGACACAGAGAGUGUGUAUUCAGUUCAGAGCUCCAUCAGCCACAGAGACCAGCCUGCAGCCAUCAGAUCCAGCCUCAGACUCGGGGAGGUCACCCCGAUGGAGGAGGUGCUGUGUGUGGAGAGGAGGGAGGAGCAGAGGAGGCGCUGGCUGGAGGAGCUGGACAGACAGAGGGAGGAGACGAGUGAACGCAGGAGACGAGAGAAACUGCUGCAGAGCCAGACGGAGGAUCAUGAGCUCUGGGCCGCACACUUUGACUCUCUGCAGCGACGGCCUCCUGUGCAGACUGCAGCUCCAUCAGCUCCAGCCCCGUCCCGUGUCUCUGAGUGGGAGCCCUCCUCCAGCCUGUCUCUGGUGUGGGAGGCCGCCAGCAGCUGUGGAGCAGAGAGUGUUGUAGCAGCCAGCAUAGAUACAGCCAGCGGAUACCUGAUGAGAGCCAGCCAUCUGAGGACCAUGACCGCCCUGCUGGAUCCCACCCAGAUAGAAGAGAGAGAGAGGAGGAGGCUAAAACAGCUGGAUCAGCAGCAAGCAAUCGAGGCCCAGGUGGAGGAGCGACGGAGGCAGAAGGAACAAGAGGAGGCGAGGAGAAGAGAGGAAGAGGAGGAGGACGAGAGGAGGGUGGCGCUAGAGAGGGAGAUGCUGGAGAGACAGUACGAGAUCGACACACAGAGGGAGAAGCAGAAGUCGACCAACCUGGCAGAGCAGCUAGAGAAAGGCAACGAUGACGACAAAAAGAAACAGCAGGACAUGCAGGAGCCCAGCGCAGAAAAUAGGCAGAGCGAGUGUUUGGAGAGGGAAGAGGUCAGCAGUUCAGCCUCACCAUACAGAGACUCUGCUGUACAGACAGAAGCAGCUCCCAUCGUUCAGACUCUUGAAGUCGCUGCACAGUACCAGCCCCCCCCUCUUCCUUCAUCUGCUGCUCCUCCAAACACCAAGACCCGAGCAACUAAAACUGGCAAGGAGAACAUCUGUCUGCCUGAGGGAGGAGGAGGAGGAGGCGAAAGAGGUAGAGGUAGAGGAGGAGGAGGAGGAGGAGGAGGAGGAGGAGGAGGAGGAGGAGGAGACGACGACCCUUAUGAGGCGUUUGCCAGAACAGACAGGAGCAGGGGGGACAAGAGGAGGCCGGAGUGGAACACACAGAGGCCCAGUCGGCAGUUUGUUCCCGCCUCGGAGCGAUACCCAGCAGCUCUGCAGAGGAACAGGCAGGAAAGCCGCCAGAGGAGGCAGGCCGAGCUCCUCGCUCUGCAGGAGAGGACCUGUCUGUCCAGAGCCGACCCUCCUCCUCCUCCUCCACCCCCUCCUCUUCCUCAGCAGCGGGAGCUUUCUGUCUCCUCCAUCCCAACACAGACCAGAACCAGUCUCACCAGGAAGGUGGAGAGUGCUUCCAGAGGACUCAGCAUCCCUGCAGCCAUCAGCACUGAGAGUGGGCGCUCUCCUCCCAUCCCCGCUGUCAGACUCAGAGUCCAGGGUCAGCAGGCACCUCCCUCCUCCACCUCUCCUCCUCCCCUGGAGUUCAUUCCUUACGUCCGGACUGAUGAAGUCUUCAACCUGGACCCACUGGAGCCUGCUGACACCCCCCCACCUCAAACACUCACAGACGCUCCUCAGAUCUCAGCGCCUCCUCCCCCACAUCGACUCCUCCACCCUGAACUGCUGCGCAACACACACACACACCGACAGCAGGAAAUCCUCCGAGGCCUGGCCCAGCUACGGCAGGGUUUAUUACAGAAGCAGAGGGAACUGGAGACUGAUCUGAAUCCUCUCCUGAAGCGCCAGGACAGCGAGCAGCGGUCACCCUCGUCAACGCACCGCAUGUGACCUCUCACCCCUGCUCCGUGUGUGUUUGUUCCUGAGUCAGGAGAAAGAAGAGGCUCUACAGUGUUUGAACCGGUCGUCAUGGAGAACAUUUGACAGAAUCAGGAGCUUGGAAACUGGAUGUGCCACAAAGACGACUUGACUUGUUUGAUUGUGGGGAUUUUAUGAAAACCAAGCUUUGAAUGUGACAGAUAUUCUGGAUUUUGAAUGUAUUAGUAAGCCCAUUUCUGGUGAUGAUUUUUCUCAGUCAGAUUUAUAGCCUGGUCUGAUCCUAAUUGUUUUCUCUCUUAUGUUUACGACUUUAAAAAGAGGUGGAAAAAUAACCAGGAUUUUCCAUUUUAAAUUGUGAAUCUUCUCAUCUAAUGGGAAAUGAGCUGAUAUUUUUGUCAGCAACGAAACAGCAGAAUGUGUGCACAUACUCCAGUGUAAGUAGAACUGAACAGUGGUUUCAGCCAGCUGCCAUUUCUGCCACGGCAUCUUUUAGUUUCAGCUCUGAUCGCCUGAACCUUGUUUGUGGUGCUACGGAAAGAAGUAGUCAGUUUAAAACUCAAAAAUAGAGCGAGCGGUUUUGAGUUAAGCUGUAGCGUUGGUCUUUAUUAGAACAUUUAUAGUACCACUCUUCAGGUGGUCGAAAAGACCAAAACAUACACACAAAUCUCACCAGUUUCACAAAAUUGAGAAAUAUUGAAUAAUUGAAAUCUGCUGCAUCAGUUCUACCUCACAUUCAGACUGUUUAAAUCACGUAGGCUGCUCUGGAGAAAAAAACACUCAUGUUAAUUCUUAUCGAAUAGGACAAACAUGUGUUCUCACUAACUGAAUUUAAUUAGGAACAUUUUAAAAUGUAGUUUUUAAUGCACUUUCCAUGAAUGAGCCUAACAAAAAGGUGUGGAGUUUUACUUGUUUAUUAAAAUCAUGAAAGAAUGAAUACUUUUUGUUUCUUCAGCUUCCUGCUGGCUAGGAGCUUUGUUAGCGUAUGCUUCUGUGUUUUGUGGGUUUAAUGUGCUUUUUUAUUUAUUGCAAAUAAAAAUAUGUAAAGUGUUACGAGAACCUUUACAUUUCCUACAACUAGA